UUUCCUUUUUUCUCUCUCACGCCGGUGGGGAAUCAACGUCGCGAAGGACGAACCUCGGCUGGGCCGCACCAGGUCGACGCCUGGGGACGAAACGCGCCUUGCUUUUGUGUCAAAAGUCACGGUUUUGAUCCCGAAUACCUCAUCCUGUACACAUAUAUAAAUAUAUACACGCACACAUGUACGUCGUGCGCGAUAUCGACGAGUGACGACAGAGAGAGAGAGAGAGGGACGAGGAACGACGACGACGACGACGACGUCGACGUGUGCGUGAACGCAUUCCCGGAUAAUCGCCCGUCUUCAUUCAAAGAUCGCGCAGUCUGUAUUUACAUCGGUCAGCCGAGCAGCUGUCAGUGCGCGAGAAACGUCAGUGACGAGACAAAGAUGUACGACGAUCACGGGGACGAUCGUUCGUCGGCAGGAACCGCAACAUGACAGCUCCCGAAUGCUGCGAAUUCUCGUCGAACGGGUUCACAUCUGUCUCCUCCUGCCGUCUCUUUCCUUCCUUCUUUCUUUAUUCCUGGCACAAAGAAGCCUGUGCCUUUCUCGGAAUAUUAUGGAGUCGAAGCGAACGAUUUUAUUCCGACGUAAUCCCCGGAUGAAACAACAUAUGUGACAGUUCUCCUGAUUGAGAAAUCGACAAUUUGAAGAGAGAGAAGGAAGGAGAGACGUGUAAUUCGUUUGGAUUCCGUCUGCCAUGCCCUGGCAUCUCAUCUUUCGUUCCUCGGAAGUCCCGUUUGAUAAUCGAGAAGACUCCGCCGUCGUCCAUAUAUAUAUAAUAAAAUAUAUAUAUAUAUAUACAUAUCGCGUCUUGUAUCUCGUCGAUAAGCGAAUGUUUGUUUGAGCUCGCUGCAUUUAAUCGAUCACACGAAACGGUGAACGUUCGAUCGCCUUUUUACGUUUUUCCUCGAGCGUUAAUUAUCGCUACAUAUAUAUGGAUCGUAAACGGAACGCGUGCAUUCAUUCUCUGUCACAAAACAUCUUGUCAUCGCGAGACGACGACGACGACGACGACGCAUGAUUUUGCAUGAGAGAAUAAAUCACGCGGAUUCCGCAAGCGAAUCAUUUUGACGUUUCUCUCUGUUGACAGCUGCGCUUCCUUUUAUUCCGCAUAUUGAGACAUAUGUUGCAAUUAUAUGCGCGUUCCAUUUUGUGUGACCAGGACAAGGAAUCACGUGAAAGUCGGGAACCAGCUCAUCAUGCAAGACGUCCCAUGAAUGCAUUUUUGAUUUUUUGCAAACGACAUCGUGGCUCGGUGCGAUCUGGCUUUCCACAUUUAGAAAAUAGAGCAGUCACCAGGGUCUUGGGUGAGUGGUGGGCGACCCUUCAGCCUGACCAGAAGCGUUCCUACACAAAUCUUGCACAGGAGUACAAGGAUGCAUUUCUAAAUGCGAACCCUGAUUUCAAAUGGUACAAAUUGCCAGCACCUCCAUUACGUACUUUAAAUACUAGGCCUACCAACAAGAAGCAAGAGUCUAGUAAUGGCAUGCAAUUCAUAGAUAGUGUCAAAUCUGAAUAUGAGUCUUCCGAUUGUACAAAGUCAGACAGAAGGGAUGGACAAUCAAUCCAACCAGGCAAAUUAGCAGAUGAAUCACAGAUUGGUGGACUGAGUUCUCUUUUUACUCCUCAGAAGAUAGAGCCAUCUGAAGAACAGACAACAAUUAAUGAUAUAAUAGAAAAUGACACUGUUCCAAAACCACCAAAAAAAAGAUAUACAGAAUCACCUUUCCAAGGUGAUCAAAAGAGAGAUUGUAAAGCAGAUCUCUUUGGUGAAAAGAAGAGGAAAAGAGCUGAAUCAAAUAACAACGAACAACAUGAAAUGGUCAUAGAAAAUGAGAAACAUGCAAUAAAUUCCUUUGUAACAACACAGACACAAUCAGAGGAGAAUAAUUUUCGUAGCGAAAGAACAUGUAAAGGUUUACGUUAUCAAAAAUUCCUUGCUGAACAGAUGAAAAAUAUCGGUCCAUCUGGCCAACAAAACAAACGAAAACGAACAGCUGGAAGCCACGGACCUGAUGAACGUCCAAAUGAAAGAAGAAAUUCCAUUUCUUCGAAUGUCAGUGAAAAGACAGAUUCCUUAAGCAGUGAGGGAGGAAACAGUUCUCGAGGAGAACUAGAACAUCUUGUGGAAAGUGCUGAAGGAAAAAUGGAAGCUUCGAAACCUGAAGAUACAGAGACUGAAGGAGCUGAAGAUCAAUUGGAUUACGGACCUUGGACGGCACGUAAAAGAUUUCGUGCUGAGGACUUCAAUUUAGAAAAGAAGAUUGAGGCACUACCGUCUUUGAGUUUAGAGGAAUUUCAAGAAAAGAAAAAACAGCAACGUACGAAAAAAAAGAAAAUUCUGCAAAAGUUUAAUUCUUCAGGAAAUAAAAGACAUCAAAAUAAUCCAUCUUCUAGUGAUCAAACGAACGGUCAAACUCAAAGUACGAUAAAUGAAAGUUGUGAAGAUUCAGAGAAAGCUCAUCUCGUUGGAAGUCAAAAACGAAAAGCUCGAAAGCAAACCAUCACGCGGAACGCUGCGGCAAUAAAUUCCACCAAACACUCUGAGGAUCAAGAAUCAAAUAAAUCUUGGUGCGCAUCUCCAGAUCUUGAAGCUUUAGCGUGUCUUGCAACAGUUGCCGCCAACAGAACGAAACUUACCAAAAAUAACAUUUAAUUGUGUUACCCAUUAAUGAUAUGUAAGAUUGCACUAUAAGAACCAAAACUUUAUUAAGUUUUCUCCAUGUAAUUUCUUAUUACUGGAAAACACAUACUUUUCCAAGUGCUGUUAUAAACGAUACUAUUGCGGUAUCGACAACAAUGAUUAUUGUUAAUAUCUUUAUUGUUAAUCUUUACUAUUACAGAUAUUAUAUAUAUAUUACGACUGCUACUGACUAUAGAUAAUUCCAUUAUUCAAUAUAUGAGGAAUUUUUUUUUAUUUGGAGUAAUAAUUGUACUGAAAAAAUA
Nylanderia fulva is the source of this 2943-nucleotide messenger RNA. RefSeq names its product bobby sox (gene bbx). The record is from RefSeq and is a predicted model, not a curated record. Gene Ontology annotation, molecular function: RNA polymerase II transcription regulatory region sequence-specific DNA binding; DNA-binding transcription factor activity, RNA polymerase II-specific. NCBI's taxonomy places the organism in Eukaryota, Metazoa, Arthropoda, Insecta, Hymenoptera, Formicidae. Gene Ontology annotation, cellular component: nucleus. Gene Ontology annotation, biological process: regulation of transcription by RNA polymerase II.